Messenger RNA from Caenorhabditis angaria, 6006 nucleotides. Lineage: Eukaryota; Metazoa; Nematoda; Chromadorea; Rhabditida; Rhabditidae. The record is from the annotation of a GenBank genome assembly.
AUGGUGGCAUGGAAAAUUGUCGCGAUUUUUUUUGUCGCGACCAUUUUUCGCGACGCCAGCGCGACAAAAAUCGCACUUUUCCCGUCGACUGGCUGUUAUUCGCAUGAUGUUAUGAUGAAACAGGUGAGCCUUUUUUAGGCCGAGCCUUAUAAGCCCAGGCCUAGGCGUAGGCCUGAAUUUUUUCGCCAAGCCUAAACUUUUGGUUAAAGGGGGGGUAAGACGACAAAUUUUUUUUGUCGCAAAGUUAAAGGCUUCCCAAAAGUAGUAAAACCUCCAAGGGAUUUUUUCUGGAAACGCUCAGAAAAAAUGUUCCAUAAACUAGGUACCACGUAUAGCUAUACGUUGAAAUUAUUCCAUAAACUUUCGGACAACGUAUAGCUAUACGUUGAAAAAGUUCAUGGAAUAUUUUUUUCGGACCUUUUUAGGCUUUUCGAGAAAAAAUCCCCUGGGGCUUUUACUAUUCAAAGGGAGCCCGAUUCAUUGAGCAAAUAAAAUUUUGUCGUCUUACCCCCCCUUUAAGCCUAAGCUUAUGGUUUUAGCUAAGCAUGUUUCAAGUGCGCUCUACUGAUAAAUUUUGAAAAAUCUAGAAAAAUUCAAAUUUCCCGCAAACCAGCAAACGCGCUCUAAUGCAAACAAUUUCAAAAAAUGCUUGAAAAAUAACUGCCACGUGGAUUUUUUAAUUUUAAAUGCUGUGAGUUCACAAAUGCGCUCUACUGAUAAAUUUUGAAAAAUCUAGAAAAUUUGAAUUUUCCGAAAAAAAUCAAAUUUCUCACUAGAGCACCUUUGCUACUUUAAAUUUUGAAAAAUAAAAUUUCUAUUUUUUUUGGGGCGAUCUCUGUCUUACUUAGUUCAAGUACAUUUUUUGACCUAGACCACCCGUCAUAAAAAACAAAAACAACAAAAUAAAUCAAAAUAAACCACUUGAGAUACAGGAAUUCCUUGUGACGUCGAGAUUUUUUCUUUUUUUUUUCUUUUUUUUUGGUUUGUGGGAAAAAAUCAAGCAGAACCUGACCUUGAUUAGUGAAAAUCAUUCGGAAAGUGAAUCAGAACAAACAAAAACGAAUAAAAAUCAAAUUGCGGGUGAUUUGAACCGAAUGAUCAGAGAUUAUCAAUGGAGCGCACUUGCCAAAUUUUUUGAAUUUUUCUAGAUUUUUCAAAAUUUAUCAGUAGAGCGCAUUUGUGAACUCACAGCAUUUAAAAUGAAAAAAUCCAGUUAUUUUUCAAGCAUUUCUUGAAAUUGUUUACAUUAGAGCGCACUUGCCCAGCUUUUGAAUUUUUCUGGAUUUUUCAAAAUUUAUCAGUGGAGCGCAUUUGUGAACUCAUAGCAUUUAAAAUUGAAAAAUCCACGUGGCAGUUAUUUUUCAAGCAUUUUUUGAAAUUGUUUGCAUUAGAGCGAAUUUGCUGGUUUGCGGGAAAUUUGAAUUUUUCUGGAUUUUUCAAAAUUUAUCAGUAGAGCGCAUUUGUGAACUCACAGCAUUUAAAAUGAAAAAAUCCACGUGGCAGUCAUUUUUUGAAAUUGUUUGCAUUAGAGCGCAUUUGCUGGAAAUUUGAAUUUUUCUAGAUUUCUCAAAAUUUAUCAAUGGAGCGCAUUUGUCAACUCACCGCAUUUAAAAUGAAAAAAUCCACGUGGCAGUUAUUUUUCAAGCAUUUUUUGAAAUUGUUUGCAUUAGAGCGCGUUUGCUGGUUUGCGGGAAAUUUGAAUUUUUCUCGAUUUUUCAAAAUUUAUCAAUAGAGCGCACUUGUGAACUCACAGCAUUUAAAAUGAAAAAAUAAGCCACGUGGCGGUUAUUUUUCAAGCAUUUUUUGAAAUUGUUUGCAUUGGAGCGCGUUUGCUGGUUCGCGGGAAAUUUGAAUUUUUCUAGAUUUUUCAAAAUUUAUCAGUGGAGCGCACUUACACAGAACCCUAGGCUUAUUGGGUGUCAAAAAACUCGCAAUUUUUCACAGAUCGGCUCUCAACUCGACACCACUUCCAACAACAUCACAUGGAUUCAAACGCUUCUCUACGAUUUCGGUUUCGGCGAAAUGAAAUUGCCUGAGAGGUGGACACGUCUGAGUUUGAUCGGAAUCGACGAGAAUGGCGAGUAUUUGCAGAAGAAUACGGGAAGUCUGAUUUGGAAACAGAAUGUGCCGUUCGAUUUUGACACACCUUUCAAUAUUCAGGGAAUCAAGGAUUUUGUGCUGUGAGUUUUCAGCAAACGCGCUCUACUGAUAAAUUUUGAAAAAAAGUAGAAAAAUCGCGCUCGAAUGCAAAAAAUUUCAAAAAAUGCUUGAAAAAUAACUGCCACGUGGAUCUUUUCAUUUCAAAUGCUGUGAGUUCACAAAUGCGCUCUACUGAUAAAUUUUGAAAAAUUCAAAUUUCCCGCAAACCAGCAAACGCGCUCUAAUGCAAACAUUUUCAAAAAAUGCAUGAAAAAUAACUGGAUUUUUUCAUUUUAAAUGCUGUGAGUUCACAAAUGCGCUCUACUGAUAAAUUUUGAAAAAUGCAGAAAAAUUCGUGGAUUUUUUCCUCAAAAUUUUGUUGAUUUGCAAAUGCGCUCCACUGAUAACUCCCAGAAACCAAGAAAAAUCCAAAUUUUCUCCAGAAUGCUCCAACGACACCAAGAAUAUUGCACCGCAAUGCUAGAAGAUCGCAGAUUUCAACAACUUCGCCAGGAAAAUGUGACAGUGGCGGUGCUGGAUCAUUUUUUGCAGGUAUUUUUGCGGAUUUUUUGAGUCCCAGGCUUAUUUGGUGUCAAAAAACGUGGAUUUUUCACCCAAAUCCCAAAUUCCAGGAAUGCAUGGGCGGUCUGGCGCAUCUCCUCAACACCUCCGUCAUCCAAUUCUCCAACUGGCCCCUCUCCGACGGCUAUAUAACCUCGCUGAAUCUUCCCGCUCUCCCAUCAUCCGUCCCGAAAACCGGAACACGUCUCAGUGGAGCGCAAAUGACAUUUUUGGAACGCUGCCAGAAUGUGCUGUUCCACGUGGCGAUUGCGUUGACGAGAUUUGUGCAAAUGCGCACGCUGGACGCCAUGUUUGCCAGUAAAGGAUAUCCGUGGGUGAGUAAACAUGAAAAAAAAAACGUGGAAUAACGUGAAAAAAACGUGAAAAAAUGUGAAAAACGUGGAAAACGUGGAAUAACGUGGAAAAAACGUGAAAAACGCGGAAAUUUUCCGACUUUUGAUUUCCGGUAAAAAGUUUUCCGACUUAAUUUUUCUGAAAAUCGAAAAAUUUCGAAAAAAAAAUUACAAUGAAGAAAUAAUUGGCUUAUUUGCUGGGUUUCGAGCUGUGUUGAAGUAGUUCAAAAUUAGUUUUUCGAGUUUUUCAGCCAAAAAUGAUGAAAAAUCAAAAUUUUUUAAGCUUCUGGAGUAAUUUUUGAUUAAAAUUGAACUUGGAAUUCACUUUCCAAAAGGUUUUGUUGACUUUUCGUUAAAAAAAAAAAAGGGGGGUGAGGUAGCUCAGUGGUAGUGGUUGGCUGCUGGCGAUCUCAGGGUCACGGGUUCGAUCCCCGGUGCCCGCUCCUCCUCGAUCCACCCAGUCGUAAGUGGGUAGUAGUUCGCUACGCAAGGUAAAUCGGUCCCCUGCGGCAACAGGGUGACUUAAAUUCCCCAAAAUGGCCUAUAGACGUACACCACCCGUACUCCGUGUCCGAAUCGUCUGAUCCGCAGUGUCCUAAUAGGCGCUCGAAUACGGAUCUACCUUUACCUUUACCUUUUUUAAUAAAUUUCGUAAAAAAAAAAAAAAAUUCGUAAAAAAAAAUUUUUUUUUUCGUUUCUGAAUCAGCUCAAAAAAUCCCGAUGUCUACAGAUCCAAGUCGAAAUGAACGAGGCGCAACGUCCGAUCUACGCGGCACGAUCAGAAAUCCUUUUCGAGAGUGUUCGACCGAUCAAUAAUCGCGUCAAAUUCUUCGGCGCCGCCAACACACCGUGAGCUGGAUUUUUGCCCAUUUUUUGGACGCCAAAGUGAAAUUUUUUGCAGAAAUCCCCACAAUUUCAUCAGUUCGAUGAAAUCAUCGAAAAAUUCGGACAAAAUUCAUAUUCAGGCUGAUUUUACAGUGCAGAAAAAGUGGAAUUUGACAGAGGAGAACAAUUGCGAUGAAAUACCGUGCGAGAGAGGAAUGCGAAAACGAGGUGAGCCAGAGUUUUUGACGCGAAAAAAACCAGAAAUUGACUUCCGGAGCUCAAAAUUGACUUCUAGAGCUCAAAAUUGACCUCUGGAGCUCAAAAUUGACUUCUGGAGCUGAAAAUUGACUUCCGGAGCUCAAAAUUUACAUCUGGAGCUCAAAAUUGACUUCUGGAGCUCAAAAUCGACUUCUGGAGCUCAAAAUUGACUUCUGUAGCUCAAUAAUGACUUCUGGAGCUCAAUAAUGACGUCUGCAGCUCAAAAUUGACUUCUGGAGCUCAAAAUUGACUUCUGGAGCUCAAAAUUGACCUUCAGAGCUCAAAAUUUACUUCUGGAGCUCAAAAUCGACUUCUGGAGCUCAAAAUUGACUUCUGUAGCUCAAUAAUGACUUCUGGAGCUCAAAAUUGACUUCUGUAGCUCAAAAUUGACUUCUGUAGCUCAAUAAUGACUUCUGGAGCUCAAAAUUUACUUCUGGAGCUCAAAAUCGACUUCUGGAGCUCAAAAUUGACUUCUGUAGCUCAAUAAUGACUUCUGUAGCUCAAUAAUGACUUCUGGAGCUCAAUAAUGACGUCUGCAGCUCAAUAAUGACUUCUGUAGCUCAAAAUUGACUUCUGUAGCUCAAUAAUGACUUCUGGAGCUCAAAAUUUACUUCUGGAGCUCAAAAUCGACUUCUGGAGCUCAAAAUUGACUUCUGUAGCUCAAUAAUGACUUCUGGAGCUCAAAAUUGACUUCUGUAGCUCAAAAUUGACUUCUGUAGCUCAAUAAUGACUUCUGGAGCUCAAAAUUUACUUCUGGAGCUCAAAAUCGACUUCUGGAGCUCAAAAUUGACUUCUGUAGCUCAAUAAUGACUUCUGGAGCUCAAAAUUGACUUCUGUAGCUCAAAAUUGACUUCUGUAGCUCAAUAAUGACUUCUGGAGCUCAAAAUUUCUGGAGCUCAAAAUUGACACCCCGAACAAAUUUCGCACUUUCAGACACCACGCGUCGUCGCCCAUGGCUCUUCACCACCACCACCACCACCACCGACACUCAAAAAAUCGCGCAGCGUCGUCGCCACCUCGAAUCCACGUAUCCCGAAUUGGAUUGGCGCCAAAUCGACGCACGUCCUUUCAUUCUCGUGACAUUCGGAAGUGUGGCACAGGUCGAAAACAUGCACCCGGAACUAUUGCGCGAUUUGCUGGCGACUUUCGCCGCCGACAAAAGUCGCCUAGUGAUUUGGCAAUCGAAUUUGUCGCGUCAAGAAAUCGCGCGGCGUCAUAAAAUCCACGUGGCUGAUAAUAUCCAGAUUGCCACGUGGAUUCCUAUCAAAGAAUUGUUGGCACAUGAGAAUAUUGAGUAUAUUAUUUGUCACGGUGGCAUCAAUACGAUUAAUGAGUUGGCCAUGUUUGGUGUACCGGUUUUGGGUGUACCACUGCAGGUUGGUGGCGGAUUCCAGGGUGAUCAAGCUUAGAACCUGGCUAGAAAAAAAAACAAAAAAAAUCUAGCCUAAUUUUAUAGAUAACGAUACUUUUUUGAAAUUAACGUCAAAUUAUUAAAAAAAAAUUUUUUUUUUUACUAUUUUUAUUCCAGGGUGACCAAGCUUCGAACCUGGCUAGAUUGGUGGAUUUGGGCAGCGCUGAAUUAAUGACAAUAAUCGAGCUGAACUCUGCACUUCUGCCGCAAAAAAUGGCAAAAAUGCGCGAAAAAUCGUCGGAAAUGUGGCGAAGAAGUGAGAUUUUGGCGAAAAUGGUGGCGGAUCACCGCGAAUUCCAGCGAAAUUCACAGGUAUUCUGGUUGAAUUGGGUGGCGCGGAACGGAAAGCGGAUUGAGACGCGGCGGUUUUUCCGCUUCGAAUAUUUGGGCGAUAUGGAGAAUCGAUUUUGGGCCGGAUGUUUGGCGAUGGUUUUGGCGGUUUUGUGGGUUUUGAAAUAA